Messenger RNA from Paramormyrops kingsleyae, 11393 nucleotides. Its product is annotated as calmodulin-binding transcription activator 2-like. Lineage: Eukaryota; Metazoa; Chordata; Actinopteri; Osteoglossiformes; Mormyridae. The record is from RefSeq and is a predicted model, not a curated record. Gene Ontology annotation, biological process: regulation of transcription by RNA polymerase II. Gene Ontology annotation, cellular component: nucleus. Gene Ontology annotation, molecular function: protein binding; transcription coregulator activity; double-stranded DNA binding.
GUUCCGGGCUGCUCUGCCUUGCGGGCUUGCUUGCCUUUCCUUUCGCUGUCAGACCCAUUAAAAGCGAGGCUCCGGUGGUUUUGCCUUUGUGUUACCGGCUAUGCAAUUUCACCGUCGAUUCGCGACACUUUCCGGAGGAUCGCUGCCUGUGCACCGUGGUCAUAUAGCCAGUUUAAUAUUGAAAUAUGAUCGAUAUAAUUCGGGUGCAAUAUCGAUCCUUUUACGCAGCGCUGACAGCCGGCCGGCAGGGUCCGGUGCCGUAUGCUUUGGUGCCUGAUCCGAUCGCUCGCAGUCUUGCUGGACAUUCAGUUAAUAUAGUCUGUGGUUUGUGUCAUUGCGUCCUCGGACGGGGUUGGUAGGUUGAUCGAGUAACCAGCGGCGGCGGGGCCCUGGCUGAGGGCAUGGGGUACGUAGCCCGGAGCCGGCGAACCACCGCGCUGCAGCCUGUUAACAAUCAGCAGAUGGACAGUGUCCCAGCGAAGAAAUACCAACUACCACUGGCCCGCUGAAAUAUUUAACAAGUUGUUUUAAUAGAUAAGUCCUUUCUGCUGUGUAACCCUGUUUUCCACCUAAUACCAAACUUAUUUUUGUUAUUCCCCCUGACCAGCACAGUCUUACAGCUGCGUUUCUAAUUAUAAUUGAAGUAAAUGAGACACUUACUUGAUCAUUUAAAUUUAAUAUAUAUUUUAAAUGUUUCUAAGUUUAUUUCUUUUUUACAGUUUGUUUUCGACAGACAUUAAAGCAGUCCCUGCUGACUUUUCUAUAAACAAUCGCGUCCUGCUUAAAAAUAGUGAAUAAUAAAUUGAUGAUGUAAAACGUUUGCUCGGGGUCUGUCUUGCUUAAUUAAUGUAGCCUAUUGUUUGCACUAAUCUGCAAGGUGCUUUGGUAGAAAAUUAGUUUUCAAUUCUCAUAAAUGGAAACUUCUUAACUAUUAAAACAUCAUUUAUAUACAUAUAGGCCUACAUAAACUAUAUGUAUAUUAACUGUUUGCCUUUUUGCAAGAUUUCAGAUAUUGUCGCGGCAGAAUGUCAGCAGGUGGUUAUCUGAAAGUAGAGUUAUACUGACCAAGAAACUAUGAAUGUAUAAAUUAAAAACCGUCAUCUUUCAGUGUCCAUGACUAAACAGCUUUCUGCAUAUAGCUGUAUGCCCACACCACUUCUGGUGCCAGUUUUUAUUACCAUGCUUGUUUGAUGCGCGUUUUGAUAUUUCACAGUAGCAUGUUUAGUUACGUUUUAAGAAAGCCGCUUCGCAGAGCUGGUUCACCAAUGGUGUUAAUGCGUAUCGUGUACGUGUCACUUGUGAUCAGGACUGUUGGAUUUGCUUGUGUUUUUCCUACAGUAUAGAUUAAGCGGUAGUAUCGAUUGGGGAGUCUGUCUUGCUUUCUCAGGUUCUGUCCAGAGAAUUGGCUUCCUAGGAAGGAUAAUCUAAUUGAUUGUGUGUCUGUGGCAUAUUGCUAUGUCGGAUAACAGACAGCUGGGCACAAACGGGACUGUCACCGUGCUGUAAGACGAACCAGGCGGUGUGACAGUAGGAGUCUGGGUCCGCUUUGGUUCCUUUUUGACGUCACCGCUGAAACUCUCCCAGCCUAUCCAUGUGUUCAUUAUCGUUCAUUUCCAGUACACCUGAUGUAACUAAUUAUGAACCUGGAGAUUACUUCAUUAGUUUAAUUACCUGGCGGUGGAACAGAGCAAAUAUAUGGAACAGGUGUGGGUCCUGAGGGGGGGAUAGGGGGGCACUGGUGAAUAUGUUUGACGGUUAUGUUGUAAUAUCCAAGUGUGAAAUUUCCUCUUUGACAUCUUUCUCUUGAUUGGCUGUCUUUUUGUGCACAGGGACUUGCAUGAUGAGCCACCUGGCGUGUGACACACAGUGUGGCUGUGGUUUAGGCGGAUUUCCCAACCCAGUUCAUAGCUACCUGUCAAUACACUGUCCUGUUUCUCCACUUGAGAUCUGAAAGCAGGUCGGAUCAGCCUGAGAGAUACAUUGCAUUACCGCACUCUUCCAGUGAGAUGCCCUGGGACCUGUGUGCUCCCCGCUGCACAAAUCUGAGUCCCUUGCGCAGAACAGCCCUGAAUGAUUUGGGAGGUGAAUGUUGUCUCUAGACCACUUGGGACUCGAAGUGAUUGUUUUGGCUGUAUUUUGAAAGGCUUUUACGAAAACAAGACUUGUCAUAUGUGGUAGGGGAUCGAUCCGUGCAUAAAUGCCAGCAGAUGUUAUUAAAUUUGUUCUGCUGAAAUAUACUACAACAAUGACAAGAAAAUCCCACAUGCAAGAUAUGCCUGACUGGGAUUUCAUGUUGUGAUGUUUGGUCUGCCUCUUCAGAUGUGUUUUUGCAGACACAGAACGAUUUUCAAAGGCUGAGCUGCAAAUCCCAAACAGGCAUGGCGUUAAUGAAUGAGCCUCCAAAUGACUGUCACCGUUGAUGCAAUCUAUCCUUCAUGAAGUGAUCCGUUCCUCUUCUUUAAUACUCUAAAUGCAAAGAAGUCAGUAAGACAUUCUCCGCGUCCCCUGUUACUUUAACAGUGGAUAAGCUGUAGCAGAGAUGAUGUUUACAUCCGUAGUUAAUGUUGGAAACCUGUAAGCUUGACCUUCCAGCACCAGGCUCUGCAGAAGGUCUGCUCUCACCUCUGUGUUCCACCAAAAUCCUGGCCAACUAUUUAUGUUUUUCUUACUUAAAAAUAAAAAUUCACCCUAAAACUUAUUUUGUUAGUGCCCUGUACCCAAACCCUGACAGGUCCUAAAUAUUACAGGAUGCCUAUAGGAUAGUAGGAGACCAAACUCCUUCAUUCAUAAGCAGUGGGCAUGUCGGACCAAGCAUAGGAUGGUGUUUUUGCAUAUGGGGUUAGCAUUUAUUAGUUCUUACGGCGCCCCCUUCAGGCCGUGUCUAGAACAGAGACAUAAGCCAGUUCCCAAAGCCCAAGUACCGGUCCUCCCAAUCUACAAACUGGAAGGACUCUAAAAGUUGAUUGAAAGUUCUUCACAUCUCUGAGAAAUACUUCCCAAUCUUCAGCUGAUAAAGGGUUCUGUGCAUGAUGACUUUUCCAUGUUUUCUUGGCCUGAAGACCACAGUCUCAUUAGGAUUUUCGCUUCCCACAAAGGAACAAUGCGUUGGAUGUCAUCAGACGGCCGAUACAUUGUAACACGCCAGAACCUCCUUGGAGACAGAGCUGGUCUGGGGUAGAUCCAGCUCUUCAAAACAUGAUGUGGUUGUGUACCCACAUAAAAGACACACUGUUCUGAAGCAGUUUAUUAAUUAAAGUCUAGGGAGAAACAAAAACAGAUUAGGCUCUGUUAUGGCAGGCAUCACCGUUUGCAUGUGGUUUGGCUUAAAGCCCUUAUUACCGACCCCCCCUGGGCACUUUAUGGAUUUCUCAAUAUGAGCAAUAAAAUGUACUUUUAAUAUGUGACUUGACUCAAUUCCUUAGCCAUGAUGUCGUUUUUAAAACGGUUUUUAUGUGCAGUUUUGCAUCCUCAUUGAAAUCCACUGGGUACUGUUUGAAGAUGGGCUUUUGUCAAGAUCGUUUAGCUCGCGCGGGGGGGGGGGGUUGAAAAUGCAAGCAGCUAAUCGACUUGAGAAGGUGAAUUAUUUACACAGUGGAAUGUAUCUUUGGGGUCUAGUCCUGAUCUUUAACGAGAGAAUGUGGGAUUUUGUGGUUGUCCGUGCGCCUGUAUGUGUCUGCCCACUUACGGAAUGGGGAUUUCUUGCCUUGCGUGUUUUACCUGUAGGUGCACUGCUAGAGAUUUUGGGUUCCCUGACCCAGACCAAUCCAGUUAUGUUCUAAAUUUGUAGGACCCCUGUCACUCAGAGGCCCUUAGAAUCGUCCUAACAUUAUGGCCCCCCUGCUAACAGGUUUCAGGUCUAGAUGCUUGACCGUGUCUGUAUAGAUGGUGCACUCUGGUCCACCUACUGUAGGCCCCCUUCCCCUUUUCCAUCUCCUGCUCCUCCCAGGUGUCAGCUUGUGGUCUGUUCUGGAGUGUGUGACUGCCCCCUGCUGACCGGAGGAGCUGUGUCCUGCUGGAAGCUCCACCAUGAACAAUAAGGAGAGUCCACCAGAGCGUGAUGAGAGAGCCAGUCGCCGUCCUGAUAGUAAGAGCCAGGUGAAGGUGUUUCUGCCCAAGAAGCUUCUGGAAUGCCUUCCCUGCGGCUCUGCGCUGCCCAAAGAGAGACUGCAAUGGAACACGAAUGAGGAAAUCGCGUCCUACCUGAUCUCCUUCGACAGGCAUGAGGAAUGGCUCUCCUGCACGCUCAAGACCAGGCCCAUCAAUGGAUCCAUGAUACUUUACAACAGGAAGAAAGUGAAGUACCGGAAGGACGGGUAUUGCUGGAAGAAGAGGAAAGAUGGGAAGACGACAAGAGAAGAUCACAUGAAACUGAAGGUGCAUGGCAUUGAGUGUCUGUACGGCUGCUACGUCCAUUCCUCCGUAGUCCCCACAUUCCACAGGAGGAGCUACUGGCUGCUUCAGAACCCGGACAUGGUGCUGGUGCACUACCUGAAUGUGCUCUUCCUGGAGGAUUGUGGGACGGCUUUGCCCUGCACGCCUGCGGACUGGCGGGACAGUCCUCGCUGGACCCAGCAAGAGCUCCUCUUCCAGCUCAAACCCAUGUUCCACGGUGUCAGGUGGUCCUGCAGUAACAGAGGUAGGCAGAACGAGGUCUCCGUCGAGCGGCUGGCACAGAGCAUCCUGGACAGUCAGCAGACCAAACCCAAACCCCGCACUCAUGCCUGCCUCUGCAGCCCCGCGACGGCGGGGGCCAACAUUCCUCACUGCUGCAACGGCACCAAGCACCGCAUCAUCUCCCCAAAGCUUCCGGCCCGACCCGCCACCCACCCGGGCCCGACGGGCAUCCGAAACCUGGCGUCGGCCGCAGGGGGCGGCCCAGGGAGCAGGGGCAAGGCGGGGGCAAGUGGUGGCAUAGAGGGAGGUAUAAAGCGCUCAACGCCUGCUGCCCAGGUGGGGGGUGCCCGGAAUCUGCCAGCGAAGGUGGGGCUCAGCGCCAACCCCCCCCUGCGCCGGACUGACGCCUCCAUAAACAUCAGGGGGAGUCACAGCCGCGGUGUUCCUAGCGACCAUCGCGAUUUAGCCACCGUGGGCGUGCCUCAGAGUGCGGUGAUCGUCAUGACAACUAUCAGCAGCGGGGACGAGCCCAAGGGCGAGCCCACCUUCAGUGGUCCCGGCGGUGUCCCCUCCCACCUGUCACUCACCUCCUCUGCUCACCUGCUGCUCCCCCCUAACUCCCCUCCCCGGGAAGUUGCCUCCCCAUCUCUCACCUCCUCCAAAUCCUCUGCAGCUUCCUCUGUAAACCUCAUCCCCCUGCCAGUGGGAGGCGCUGGUGCACCUGGAUGGCCCCCUCCCUCAGAGGCCAUUUCCCCCACGCUCCGCCUGACGCUGCUCCCCAGCCCUGUAAUCAGGGGCCUCAUCUUGACUAACAGGCUGAUAUCAGGGUCUGACUCCCCUGGCUCCGCCCUGCCUCCUCCAACCUCCUCACCAUCCCACUCAUGUCCUCCCCAGAAGUCCCCUCCUCCCCCUGCAGCUCCUCUUCCUCCUCUUCCACCUCCCACAGCUCUCCUUUUUGAUCCCGACUCCUUUCUCAACAGCCCCCGGCGAGGGCAGACAUACGGGGGCCCCUCCCAGGCUACCUCCUGCUCCUCCGACUCCUUCUCCCCCUCCUCCUCUGUGUCCUCCCUGUCCCCCUCUUCUGCCCUGUCCUCCCUCUCAUCGGAAACGGAAAGCAGGAGAAACUCGCUGCCUGAGCCUUGUCCCCGGGCCACCCCCUCCGGUUCCUCUCCUCUCUCUCCUUCCCUGUCUCUCCCUCUGUCUCCUUCCACACCCUCUCUCCUGCCACUGUGCCUGGACUCUGCCCUGGGACUGGAUACCUUGGAUGUGCUGGCAUCCAGUGAUGUAGAGAGAGAUGACCACCAGCAGGGGGCCCUGCCGGCCGCACCGCCCCCUCCCAGCUCGAAGGGCAUGUGUCCCCCAUGCCUCCGGCCUCCUUCUGGACUCAUCCCAAGCCCUGUGAUUGGCCAGCUGCCCCCACCUGAUCCGGACUCCGCGGUUCCGCGGCCAGCACUGACCUGGCAUGCAGAGGGAACCUCGCAGCAUCUCUGGCUGCGGUGCAUCUUGCCUGGAAACUCGGUACAAGACGGUCAACACUCACCAUGGCAACCGCAGCUGAGUUCUGCCCCGGAGCUGAGCCUCGCGCACUCGUCCCCGUCACCAGGAUCACUCCAGUCGGAGUGCCACAUGCUAGAGAACAGCCGCAAGGGUAGGCCUUCCCCAAACCCUUGUGCCCCAGUGAAAGGGGAGCACUCCCGCUGUUCCUCCUCUUCCUCCUCUUCCUCCCCCAGCCUUGAUCGCCACAAGGCAGAGGAGACCCCGAUGGAUACCAACAGCUGUGGGGAGAGUAGCCACACCCAUGCAUUAGAGGGCCAGGACGUUUUGGCCGCACUCACCGUUCUGGAAGGUUCCAACACUGAGCUUCCCUUCGACAGCCACUUCCCAGACCUGAUUUCUCCACUGGUGGGUGAAGACAGAUUGCAUGACGGGGAGCCAGACAGGGCGGGCCCCAUGAACUCGUGCCCUCCACCUCCCUGUCCGACUGGGCUGCACUCUGCGGCGCCCCCGCUGGCUGUCUCCCUUUCGCCCUUGCAUUCCCGGGUGUCCCUGGGGGCAGAAGCGGGACGCCUCAGCACCAUUACAGACUUCUCCCCUGAGUGGUCCUACCCGGAGGGUGGAGUUAAGGUGUUGAUAACGGGGCCGUGGACGGAAAUGACAGGACGGUAUUCCUGCGUGUUUGACCAGAGUGCUGUCUCUGCAUCUCUCAUCCAGCCAGGAGUGCUGCGCUGCUACUGUCCAACUCACGAGGCCGGGCUGGUCACGCUGCACGUCCUGCAGGACACGGAUGUGCUCUCAUCCUCUGUGCUGUUUGAGUAUCGCGCCCGCAGCACCUCCUCUCAGCCCAGCUCGCAGCCGGACUGGCUUUCCCUGGAUGAUAACCAGUUCCGCAUGUCCAUCCUGGAGCGCCUGGAGCAGAUGGAGAAGAGGAUGGCCGAGAUGACGACCGCUGGCUGCCGGCAACAGACCCCAGGGGGCCCUCAGGGGGGCUCACGACGGAUCCCAAUGCCGCCAGACCCCGGGGAAAGGACUGGGGUGGCCACUGGGGUAGGGGAGCAGACCCGGUCACAGUCAGGGUCCUGUUUUGAGCAGAGGAUUGUGGGAGUAUGUGAGAGGAUGAUGGCAGGGGGCCGCUGGGGUGGGGGCAGCGAGAAGCUGCUUCAUUCAGUGCGACACCGUGGGAUGACCCUGCUUCACCUCGCUGCUGCCCAAGGAUAUACCCAGCUCAUUCACACCCUCAUACACUGGAGGAGUGUGAACUCAGACAGUCUGGACCUGGAGCAGGAGGUGGAUCCCCUCAAUGUAGACCACUUCUCCUGCACACCCCUGAUGUGGGCUUGCGCUCUUGGCCACCAGGGGGCAGCAGUCCUCCUGUAUCGCUGGAACAGUGUGGCGCUGGGCAUCCCGGACUCCUUGGGGAGGCUGCCCCUGGCUGUGGCACGCUCGAGGGGCCACACCCGCCUUGCCUGCUUCCUGGAGGAGCUUCACUCGCAGGUCAGGGAGACCACAGACCCUGCCCAGGACCCAGGGCCCAACUUGAGCCACAGCAGCACCCAGGCCCAGCUGCCCCUGCCAGUGCUCCCCCCCUCCCCCCUGUCAACCAGCCCUGACACCGGUCUCAGCUCCUCCAGCAGCCUUGCAUCCCCCAGCGACCCCCCCUCCCUGUCCCCAAGCUCCGCCUACUCCAGCGGCUCCGUGCCCCAGGGCUCUCCCCUCUACAACUCGCCUAACCCCAUAGAUACCUUGGACGCCUCUCAGCCCACCCCCUCGUCCCCUGCCACACCCCUAGCCCUGCCCAUGUGGGGGGACGCUUACGAAGCCAGUCGGGCUAAAGAGAGUGCCCCCCCAAUGGAGUACGAGCUGGCCCGCAGCCCCUCCCCACCGGCAAGCCCCCAGAACAGCCGACACUCUCGCUUUGAGGCGGAGCUGCUCAGCUACAGCGAGAACACAGAGAAUGAGGAAUACGUGGAGGACCUGCAGGUUGACAUGGCGAUGCUGGCGGAGCAGAUAAUCGAGGCCACGCCUGAGCGAAUCAAGCAGGAAGAGGUUCCUUGGGGGGCGGAGUCUCCGCUGAGGGAAAGGAGGGACAACCCCGCCAUCCAUGACACCCUGCCCUGGCUGGCCACCUACCUGGACACAGUGGACAACAUGCCAGUCCCUCCUCGGUGUGCGUGCUGCAAGGCCCCUGUCUCGCGGCCCCCACAGCCCCCGUCGCCCCUGGGCUCCCUGGCCCUCCAGCACCUGCGCCCCCCCGGCAGUGCCACCUGGGCGGAGUUCCUGAACGCCUCAAGCAGCGGCCAUGUGGAGCAGGAGUUCGCGCUGCUGACGCUGAGCGACGGCGAGCAGAGGGAGCUGUACGAGGCGGCGCGCGUCAUCCAGACCGCCUUCCACAGAUACAAGGGCCGGCGUUUGAAGGAGCAGCAGGACAGGGCUGCGGCCGUCAUCCAGAGAUGUUACCGGAAGUACAAGCAGCUAACAUGGAUAGCGCUGAAGUACGCCCUGUACAAGAAGAUGACGCAGGCGGCCAUCUUGAUCCAGAGCAAGUUCCGCAGCUACUACGAGCAGAAGAAGUUCCAGCAGUCGCGGCGGGCGGCCGUGCUCAUCCAGCAGUGCUACCGCAGCUACAAGGGCUACGAGCGGCUCAAGCAGGGAUCCCGAGGACCGAGCGCCCUCAACCCCAAGAUCAAGGGAUCAUUCCUGACCAAGAAGCAGGAUCAGGCAGCUCGCAAGAUCAUGAGAUUCCUCCGACGCUGUCGCCACCGGAUCAAGGAGCUGAAGCAGAGCAAGGAGUUGGAGAGAAUGCAGAAGAGAGGCCUUACUACUUAGUAACACACCCACACACACACACACACACACACACGUGCAGAGGCCUUAAUAUUUUAUCACACACAUUCAUAGAGGCCUUACUACUUAGGAUAGCGUACAACUAUACAUCGGGGCCUUAGCAAUUACUGAUCUGACAUACGUACGCAUUCACUCACACACACAUACAUACAGUCUACAUCCGGGCUCUCAAAGUACUGGCCCACAGAGCGGAACCGAGCCCCGAGAUGGUAUUAUAUGGUCCGAGACAUGUGAUUCAUUCUUUAUUAAAUCCGGCCAGCAGAUCAAUCGAUCAUUUUCCACAGAGUAUAUAAAACGAUAUAGUGACACUCUGCAAAUCACCACUGCUGUCAGGGCCCCCCCCCCCCCACACACACACACACACCCGUCAGGACGGGUUUCACCGCCCACACCCACUCUCCACCAGGGCUGUGCCGAGUCUGUCCUAGUUUCUGCUUACCAUCUGUAAUGGUGACUACAAACACUCCACAACUGGAGUAACUCAACGUGUUGAAUUUGGUCAUUAGUCCUCAGAAAUGCUAAUCAGCAUUCAGGAAUGUUGUAUAAAAUGUUAGAACAACAAUUGUAUUCCUUAAUUUCAAAAUCUAAUCUAAUGACUUAAAAUAUUUUUAAAUGUUUUACCAAACUUGGAGCAAAUUGCAUAAUUUCCAUUGUUCCUUACUUUGCCUUUCUAUUUUUAACGGUUCUUCUGUACAGUCUAGUGCGUUUUAAUUGCGCACUAGCUAAAUUUUAAGGGUGGUCUGCAGUCCCCGAAUGCCCCUGAGCUAAGAGCCAAAUCACAAUCACUGCCGUGCCGUAAAGACCCGGAAUGCGUGUAAUCGAGGCUGAUGAAACUCCAGCGGAAUUAUUAUUCGGAGCACUCAAGAUCCAGCAGGAUUUAUGGACCAACCAGAGCCAAACUUAUUUCGAGACCCAUUUUUCAUCCGUUUUAUCAGCCGAUAAGCGCGUGAGAUGCCAGUUCUUGAGGUGGACUGGAGACACCUAGCGAUUCCCGUCCGCCUAAGGCGGAGAGAUAACGCCCUUUUGGGCGACUCGCGAAAACGCGUUAACGGUGUGGCUGCCGUCAAAUACUUACAAAAUGGAAAAUUAUAUCACAGUUUCACUAUAACAGUGCCGUAGUGAAGAAUUGUUUUUAGAGAAUCUGCUUUUAAUGGAUUAGAUGCUCCUUCCAUUUUAAUACUUUCGCCAGCUUACAUUUAACACCUAGAGUUUAAAAAGGAGUUAAUUUGUUCUUUUCCAGUUUGUUUUUGUGAUUUUUUGUGAAUAUAGCCUAUAACAGUACUUAAAAAUAACCAGUAAUUAAAUUAUGGUAUUUCAGAGAUUCGAUGCUAAUUCUCUAGGGUGUUUUUUUAAUUGUACUGAAAAUGACAGAGAUUUGGUCUAAAAUGGCAUAUUCAGUUGUUUACCUUUUUUUUAAAUCAUGACAGAGUUGUAACGUUACUAAAAUAUAAACUGGAAUGGUAAUUUAAAAAAACGUAGCCCCGGCAUUUCCGCUAGUUUACUAAUUACCAAUUUAGAAUUUCCCCGUGGUGUGAAUUCAGCUUAGUUUUACAAUCAAUAAAUGUAUUAUAAUCUGGUUUAUAAUCCGUGCAUAGGAGAAUCUUGGAAAUAUUCAGUCAAAAAUGAGAAAUAGUGUUGUAUUGUAGAUAGUAGUUGGACAUAAUGAUUGUAUCAGAACUGAAAUAUAACCAACAUGCAUUAAAUGUAAAUAGGCCUACCGUUUUAAAAACCGAUGGUAUAUUUAAUAUACUAAACGUGGUCGCACGGCUUGGUUUCAUAGCACUGAUUAUACCGGUGAUUCGUGGUUUUUCCGAACGAGAAUCCGCUUUUACGUGGCUUUUCGUUUGGUUUGUACAGCCGGCAAAUAUCUAUAUAUUUUACUGCUACUAUAUGAAUAUUUAUGACGCAUAGUUAAUUUUUUCUUUGUUUAGUUAUUUUCCCCAAUACUACCGAUUUGUUUAUUGACUUUUUCGUAGACGUCUAAGUUGUUUAAAAAUUAUAAUAAAUACUUACUGAAUAUUAUCUUCCUUUUUGUCACGUGUCAGCUUUCAAAGUGAAUGGCAUGCUGCCCAUUUUUGGUUCUCUGUUACCGAAUACCAUUACGAUGUUUCAUUUAUUUGGUUUCCUGUGAUCUGUGAAACUUUUUUUUUCAUUCUUAAACAGAAGAGGGUCGACAGUGACGGUGACAUAUGAAAAACCUAAUAAACAUGCUGUCAUUUCUGGGAUGCAGUGAGUGAAUUUAAUAAGAGUCCCCCGCUCAUCCCAGCGGACUGAUCGCGCUAUAUGGCCAGGCCGCGUUAUCCUGGGAUUCCCCCCGGUCAUGCUCCAAUAUCCAACCGGCAAACAAGAAACAGACCCUUCCGACAGUAUGUGCUGUCACUCUCACGUUUUUUUCCCCAACGAAUGCUGCUUGUAAAUAAAGUAUUGCCAUGCCACGA